AUGUGCUGAGUAAAAGAACUUUGAGAAGAGUACAGUGAAUGGAGAAACAGAGUAGAAAAUUACACUUACAAGCGAAGAGUGCUGCUGGCAGUACAAUACCUCUUCUGUGCGAUCUGCUCAGUUCUGAGUUUUACAGCGGCACUAGUUUUGGAUGCCAAAGCAGAAGAUGAAGAGGAUUGGAGGUGGUAUUCUAUGAUUUCUCUCGUUGUGGCAGACCUUAUUAUUAUGACUGUCAUGCUACUUUAUACGACUAUAUUGCAUCGACGUUUUAAAAAUGGGCUUAAGAUAUUGAGUUAUUAUUCAAAUGUGGUUAUAUCAGCUGUGUGGAUAGGGGUACUGGCGUAUUCAUGGGAAGAUUUCUUUGCGACUGACGAAAGAGGAGCUAAAGGGAAAAAAAUUUUUUUGUUGAUUUAUUUAAUUCACACACCAAGAGUUUUGAUUACUUCCUGUAUUAUCGUAUUUUAUCUCGUCUUUUCUCCUUGAAUCCUUCGCAGAAUUUUGAAGAAGAGGAGACAAAGAAUAAGAAUAAUGGAGCUGAUCAGGAGAAGCAGAAGCGAAGAUAGUUUAGAUGGAAUUUUACCUGAAGACCCAAAUGAUGCUCCCAAAACAAUCUUCUUCCAUUGAUUAUCAGAGUCCAAGAUCAAGAUAUCAAUAUCGAUGUUGAGCCAAGAGGAGACCCAAUUUGGAGAAGACGCAGCUUCUUGGAAUUUCUCAUGGAUCAUGGGCUUUUCCCAAAUAUUGAAGAAGAACUACAAUAGACUAAGAAGGUAUAUAUAUGAAGAUUUGAGACAAGAAUUGGAUUAUGAAGAGUGCUCAAUAUGAAUUGAAUCCUUCUCUGAAACACCUCACGAGCUCCUGAUAGCUCUUCCAUGCAACUUCCAAGAAGACAAUAACCAAGAUAACAUUCAUGCUUUCCAUGAAAGUUGUAUCCUAGAAUGGCUCAGAAACCAGAGAGAGUGUCCUCUGUGUCGUAGCAGAAUUACAAAAGAUGACAUCUUAAGAUACAACCCUGAAGAGGAAAUCAGAAAUGAUCAAUAA
Molecule: messenger RNA, 1038 nt
Organism: Moneuplotes crassus
Lineage: Eukaryota; Ciliophora; Spirotrichea; Euplotida; Euplotidae
Source: the annotation of a GenBank genome assembly